Messenger RNA from Acipenser ruthenus (sterlet), 8683 nucleotides. RefSeq names its product FYVE, RhoGEF and PH domain-containing protein 5-like. The record is from RefSeq and is a predicted model, not a curated record. Gene Ontology annotation, molecular function: guanyl-nucleotide exchange factor activity; metal ion binding. Lineage: Eukaryota; Metazoa; Chordata; Actinopteri; Acipenseriformes; Acipenseridae. Bases 318 to 5144 code for a protein of 1608 amino acids. The transcript has 22 exons. Gene Ontology annotation, cellular component: cytoplasm.
CCUGAUUGAGCAAAAGGGCUUCCUCUGCAGGAAAGGAGGGGAAUGCGCGCUUCAUCCAGCUAGACCUCAGAACACAUUAUUAAGCAGCACCUCGGCAAAAGGGGACGUGAUUUGAAACAAUUUUGAAAGAACAAAAAAAUAAUAAAAGGACUGGGAAAGAUGACCGAUACGCAGCCUUUGUGUCUUUCCGCGUCUUUCCUUGUUGCUGGGGAUUUCUAGUAAUGUGUUUUAAUGUAUAUCUAGUGUGUAGCAUCACUUUUAAAGGACUGUGAUGAUCUGAACACAUUCUCAUUGACUAUUUGGGUGCGUCUCCCAAAAUGAAUACAGCAGCAGAUGAUAAGAAGCCACCUCUAGCUCCGAAACCAAAGAUUCUUGAUCAGCUGACAUCUAAGUUGCCUUCAUCCCUGAUGUCAAGACCUUCAUCUGCUUCCCGGGGUCCAAAGCCUCCGAUUGCUCCCAAACCAAAGCUGCUGCAGGAUUCUGAAGAGAAAUGCUGCUUGUAUACAAACAAUAACCUGAACAGGUGCACAAAUGGAAAGUUACUGUGUUCUGAAGAAGAGUUCAAUGAGGAAAAUACAUGCAGCACCUAUUCUGAGUCUGAGAGCUUCCAAAUCAUGGACGAUGGGUACAUUAUGCUUCCUGACAAUGAGACUCUUACUAAUGAAAGGGAUGACAGUGGUAAUGAAGAGGGACAGUUGUAUGAGCUCUCUUCUGAUGCUAAGGUGCUCAAUUCUACUGAUAACAUUGAUGGAAAUGGAGAGGUAGAAUUGGAAGAGGCUGUUGAACCCGAUCAGACUGAAGACACUGUAUCAUUAGAAAUUGAUGAAACUGGUGAUGCAGUAUCAACUAAUACAGUAGAGGCUUGUACUGAAGUUGUAGAAAGUGUUGAAGCCUUGAGUAAUGACGGAACAUCAGACAGUGAGAACAGAGAGGAAGCUGAAGCUGUGGACUCAGGAGCUGGUCCACAGGAUAAUGAUACAGGUAGGGAAUCAGAUCAAGAUCUGGGAGAGGUUGCAGAGGAUGUGGGCGCCAGUGAAGGCGAUGAGGAAUACCAAAAAGAUCAGAUCUUAGAUGACGACACAUCAUGUGGAAUUAGUGAAGAGAACAACCCUAAUCAGUCUCCACCAGUUAGUGAAGGAUCUGACGAUUUAAAUGAACAAAUUGAUCCUGAGAAAGAAGAUCAGGAAAAUGUUGAAGUAAACGAAGCGCGUGAGGAUCAGGUUGUUGAACUGUGUGAAAAUAUGGUACCCGAGGAACAAGAAACUCAGGAUUACCUUGUUUUCUCUUCAGAUGCUGAGCAGUUGCAGCUUGCAAAACAAAUAGAUCCUUGUUCUCUGAUUCUUGAUCCAAAUUUAUUGGAUGAGACUGUUACUGUAGAACCUGAUCUUUCACUUUCUGUGGGAGAUACUGCGGCCACCAUAGAUAUGGGCAAUGAAACCAAUGUGUUGGAGGAAUUUACAGAAAAUGAAACUAAUUAUAUUAUGAACUUAGAGGAUCAGGUAGCUAUGGAAAAAUCUGAAAAUGUUGAGUCUUCAAAUUUUCCAUGUGAUGUUUUUGAAGAGGAGCAAAGCUUCCCUACCUUAGAAGAUGACAUUGUAGAAGAUGACUUUACCCUGGAGGAGACUCAUGCAUUUAUUGAUAUGGAAAAGCCUUCUAAUGAAUGUGAAGGUCUUGACCAAGAAUUAGUAUGUGAAAAAAAGGAUGAUGAGAUAUUUCCUAAUGACACAGAGGAAAAUGUAUAUAGCUUAGCAGGAACAGAUGAUUUAUCCGAUGAAAAUGCCAAAACUGAGGACUGUAGUACAGUGGAAAAUAUUAACAAUGUAAAUACUUUAGAAGAGGCUCUAAGCAAACUUGAAGAAUUGGUUGUGGAACCAGAAGAGACAGAAACAGUGUGCACUGAUGUUAAUGAUUACACAAUCUGCAAUCAGGACCAUUGUGGCCUCCAAGCAGAAUUAUGCACCGUUACAUUGCCAAAAGACUUAUCAGUAGAUUCUCUUUUUAGCAGACCAGCACUGCUGGAUGACUCAGAACUUUUUGGUGAUGAUAAUGAAGGUCUUAUAGUGCCGUAUAUGGAAGACAUAGAACAGGAAAAAUCAGAGGAUACCAUCAGUGAGGAGCAUGUGUAUGAAGAGGCUGGACUAGACACAGACGGUGAAAAUCUAAACUUUAUUGCCGUCGAUAGAAAAACUAUUGUAACAAGAACAAGGUCUUAUUCUGGCAAAGUACCUGGUUAUGUGCCUGAGACGGUUCCAGAGGAAUCUGACUUACAAAACACCAAUGAAUACUGCACAGUGGCCUUGGACAAAAGCGAUCAACAUCUUGGUGAAAGUGAACAACUUGACAUAAACAGAGCAAUGCUAUCUAAGUCGAGGCGUUUUAUUUUAUACCCUAGGUCAUACUCAGUUGAAGGUCGUGAUAUGCCAAUGUCUGUUUACAGAGAAAAUGACGGAGUGGAGAACUGUGGAAUGAAGAGGAACGAUGAUAACCUUUCCCUACCUUGUGUUAUCGGGUCCUCAGGCAGUUUCUCUCAGAGAAGCUACCUUUCCUCCAGCGGGAUGUCAACUCCAUCCUCAGUAGUUGAUAUUCCACCUCCUUUUGAACUAGCUUGCAUAACCAAGAAGCCGGUCACUAAAAGCUCACCAUCACUCCUAAUGGAGAACGAGUCUCCAGAUAAACCAAAAAAGAAAAAGUUGUCAUUCAAGCGUUUCUUAACACUUCGGUUCAAGAAGAAGACAGAAAAUAAGGUCCAUGUAGACGUUAAUGUUUCUUCAUCUAGGUCUUCUUCUGAGUCCAGUCAUCAAGGGCCUUUAAGACUCCUGGAAUUGGACAGGAGAAGUCUUGGCAGCUCACCACAACUGAAGUCCCGGUCUGGAAAGUCACGGGCAUCAGACUCACCAUCUACUUUUCUGUUUUACAAGGAUGGCAAGAGAAAAGGGACCCAUAAAACAUUCAGUAGGAGUGUAUCUAGAGUGGAAUCCUUUGAGGAUCGGUCAAGACCUCCUUUUAUGGCCCUUCCUUUGACAAAGCCAAGAUCUAUUUCUUUCCCGAAUGCUGAUACUUCAGAUUAUGAGAACAUUCCGGCCAUGAACUCCGACUACGAAAAUAUUCAGAUUCCACCCAGGAGACCGUCCAGAACAGGCACCUUUACAGAAUUCUUUGAGGAUCCAUGUAGAGCCCUGUCCUCUGCCAAUGAGAAUGAUGGCUAUGUAGACAUGAGCAGCUUUAACGCUUUUGAAAGCAAUCCUCAAACGCCCGACCAGGAAACAGAAAGUGCCUAUACAGAACCCUACAGAGUGUGUCCCGUUCCAGUGGUGGAUGUUACAUCUGAUGAGGAUGAAGGGAAGAGCUCAGGAGAGGAGGAUUCCCUGGUGGAACACAGCAAGAGUGAUGGGCAAUCAAGAGCUUUUUAUAUAGCAAAGGAACUGGUGGAUUCUGAGAAAGUGUAUGUGGAGGGCCUGAAGCUACUACACGUGGAUUUUAGAGAAGCCAUCCAGAAAGUGAAUUGUGAACAAAGUGAACCUGUGGUGGAAGAAGAGAGCUUAACAGCAAUUCUGUGUGAGCUGCCACAAGUCUAUGAGCUGCACCAGGACAUUCUCAAGGAGCUGGAGGAGAGAAUCACUGACUGGGAGGCGCAUACAAGGAUUGCUGAUGUUAUUCUGUCAAGGAGACCACAGUUCAACGUCUUUAACACAUACCUCACAGAAUUUGAUAGGAACAUUGCCUUGCUUGACGAGUGCUGUCAGAAAUCCCAGAUUUUCGCUUCAGCUGUACAACAAUUUGAGGAGCAGCAAAGUCCUGGCUGUGCCAACGUGAGUGUGAAACAUCAGCUGCUAAAAGUUAUUCUCCGGAUCCUUCAGUAUCGCAUGCUUCUUACAGAUUAUUUGAACAAUCUGUCCCCAGACUCGUCAGAGUAUGAAGACACUCAAGCUGCCUUGGUAAUUGUCUCUGAAGUUGCAGAUCGAGCCAAUGACAGCAUGAGACAAGGGGAGAACCUCCUCCGUCUGGUUCACAUCGAAUACAGUGUUAGGGGCCAGAGAGACCUGCUCCAGCCAGGAAGGGUAUUUGUGAAGGAAGGAACAUUAAUGAAGGUAUCCAGGAAAAACAGACACCCUCGACAUCUGUUCUUGAUGAACGAUGUUUUGCUGUAUACCUACCCACAGCAGGAUGGCAAGUACAGGCUAAAGAACACGCUGUCCUUGUCAGACAUGAAGAUCAGUAAACCCAUUAUUGACAAGGUCCAGAAUGCAUUGAAGAUCGAGGGGGCUGACUACUCCAUUAUUCUUUCUGCAAGCUCUUGCAGUGAAAGAGAGGACUGGUACCAUGUGCUCAGCAGAGCUGUUGCAGAUCAUUCAAGAGGCCAAGCCAGUCCAAGCAGCAGUGAGGCCCGAGAGAAGCUGUGGAUGUGCCUGGGUGAAAAGCCCCCCACGCUGGUGCCUGUUUCCCAUGUGAUGAUGUGCAUGAACUGUGCCUCUGAUUUCAGCCUCACCCUCCGCCGUCAUCACUGCCAUGCCUGUGGAAAGUCCCUUCUGUUCUUGCCUAAACCCUAUUUCUACUGGAGGCUGGUGCAAGGUUCAAGUGAUCUUAAGAUUGUGUGCCGGAGCUGUUCCAGGAAUAAGUGUCCACUCAAGUACCUCAAGGACAGGCUCGCCAAAGUAUGUGACCAGUGUUACACGGAGCUGAAGAAAAGAGGGGUGGAGUGCCCAACACCAGGCGAUAACUUACUGUCCAGAUCCUCAGGACGGCCCUUAUCAGCUGUCUUCCAGAGCAUCCACCCCACAGCACUGUGGAAACAGAGGAAAAACCCCUCUGCGCUGUCACAGGUUGCAGCGUCUGCAGAGGGUUCCUCAAUGAAUGGCCCCCUUCGCCGCUGUAAGAGGAACAAGAGGCACUGGAAAAAUCUAUGGUUUGUCAUCAAAGACAAAGUGCUGUACACUUAUACAACCAGUGAGGACAAAGUUGCAACUGAAAGCUUACCUCUCCUGGGGUUUACAGUGAAGCUGCCAGGGAAAGUGGAGGGAGGUAUGGAGCCAGCCUUGGUGUUUCAGCUCUACCACAAGAAAACUCUCUAUUAUACCUUCCAGUCGGAGGACGCAUACACAGCACAGAGAUGGGUUGAAGCCAUAGAAGAAGCUACUGUGUUAUAGCACUGGCUAUCUGAGUGGCCUUGGGUCACAGAGUUCUACAUCUUCAACACACAUUCCAGAAACUCAUGACGCAAACCUGGGCUGAGCCUUGGAACUCAUACACUGCAGUCUGUAACAAAGCAUGCACCCAAACAAUGAAUGUAAAGACAAAAACAAAAACAACAUAACCUGCCUUCAAUCACUGCUGACUUAAUGCAAGACAUCUUCUGAUGGAGAUUGCGCACACUUGCACAACAAGUUCAAUACUUUCCGGAUGAGGUAACUUAAUUUUUGUUUUAUAACUUUAGUGAACUCCUAGAGGGACAAAGAGAUGGCGCUGAAAAUGAGUGUCUGUCUUUUAUCUUAUGAGCAUUUACAGCACAGACAGCUGUAGUGCUGGCAUGUCUAUGCUGCAAAAACAAUGUGCCAAUGUGCCACGUGCCAAACCUUGCCGCAGUAAAGUCGUCCUCAAGAAGGCUGGGGUCUCCACAAUGUCCACAGUCUCUGGCAUCUUUAAAAGGCUUGUUAUGGUUUUCUGGUUCUUUUGUUAUCUAACCUGUCCACCUACAGCUGUAAUCCAGGACUCCGUCAGAUUGAAAUCCAUUUACAUACCAUAACUAAUCCAAUGUGCAACCCAGCAAAUAUUAGCACAUUUUAAUGCAGUCAUCUGAAUGCACAGAAGGCUGAUAAAUGUAUGCGCUCCCGUUCACAACCCUGUGUAUUACAUUUUCUCCAGUCAAUGGCACACCUGACAUCCUUAGUUACUACUUUAAUUAAAAACAAAAUCAAAACUACACUUUAAGCAUAGUAAAUCUUCACAUGCCCCUGCUUUCUGUUAAAACGGUCAGAUCUGAACCAUGGUAAAUGUUAAUAUUGUUCCAUAGGUGUCUACUUCAUGGUGCUCCCCAAAAAGAAAUGUUUGGAAACAGAUGGCCCAGGUCACUUUAAUCCUAUGGUUUUGUAAUAUAUACAAUGUUCAAUUAUUUUAUCCAACUGAUGUGUUUUCUACUUAAUAGGCAACAACUGUCCUUCUACUUCUAAUACGCUGCACUGUUCACUACUAAAGACCAUCUUGUAAUGGUCUUUAUAGCACAGGAUAUUUCUAUGAACCAUGCUGAGCUAAAACUUUUUAGAAAUAUGUUUCAAGAGUGUAAUGAAAAAUGGAAGCAAUAGAAGACAUUGCUCAUAUCGAAUAGGACCAGAGCGUUGCAGGGGGACAGGUUAGUGGUUACACUCUGGUGUACCUUAUGUAGAGAAGACAUGAUUCUGAGAGGUCUACUGAGUCCAAAGGAGUGCUUUAAAAAUGUAAAGCAGUCACUUGAUCACUGAACCGGAAAGUGAUGCAAAGUGAAUCUAAACAACAAGCAGAAGACAUUGGUUAAGAUCAUUCUUUAAAUAAAACAUUGCAAAUACUAUAUUUAGUCGAUUUUAAACUUAUUACUUUAAAGUAGUUUUACAACAUGUUAGCUGCAUUUGCAGCUCAGCAUCUGUUGCAGCAAUUACAGAAACCGAUAGAAAACAGACCAUUUAGGAAUAAGAUUGUGUUUGCCUGCUUCGGUUUUGCAUUAUUGGUCUCAGCAAUGCACGCAACCCAGACCUGAAGGAGGCCCAAUACAAAUAUAUGGAGAAAACAAAAAAUAAAUGCUGUUUAUAUCAUACCAAACCAUUAACAGUGCUUUAUUUCACCAAACCAUAUUAAUAAUGUGUGGGUUUUUAAUUGAGAAUUAGUUUUGGGCAGAAUUAAAAUACAACUCCUUGGAAACAUUUAAAUGUGGCUGGCGGUUAUGUAAUCUUUCAACACAUAACUCCAUUAUUGAAUUAUGGAGCCUUAUGGCAGCACAUUCUUUAUAUUAUAUUGCAAAAAAAAAAUUGUUUUUGAAUUUAUAAUGCAAAACAAUAUGUAUCCUUGGGAUACAUUUUAGGAAUAUAUUGCUAAAAAAAAAGUGAAACAAAUGUACAAGACAAUAAUGAUAUCAGAACUCUAUAGAGUAUGUGUAUUUAUAAACAGCAAUGCAACAAAAACAGUCAUGUUUUUCCUUUCAUUGUAAAAUCAAAACCUGCUUUUCAAUGAAGUGUUCUUAAAGUCAUUGGGCAUUUUGCUUUUUGUCUGUCUUAUGCCCAAGGCUGUAUUUUUUUUAAUGGCUGUCACAGAUUUCAUGCUUUCCAGGAAAUGUACCCAUUGCUGUGUAAUAUGUAGUUCCCCCUGAAAAUUUGCAUUUCUGAAAGAAUAGUUUAAAUCUAAAUAUUUUUUUAUUGCUUAAAAAUAAAUACAGCAAACAUUUGCCUUAUUGACACACUAUGUGUUAACUGCAUUUAGGAACUUGGCAGCCAGUUUAGUUUGCUUCCGGUAAAUGAUUGAAAACACAUUGCUUAGAGCUGCACGAUUUCUUUAAAAUGUCUUCAACGAAAAAGACACCAGCUACAUCAAAUAUCGGAAAUAUUUCUGCUAAAGAUCGCUCGGUUCAAUAAAAAUCGAGGACUUAUCACAUGUUUGUUGUUAUUUUUACUUGUAUUUAUGGUUUUAUUUGUUUGAUAUUUCACUGAUGGUGAAAACAGAAUGUCUUUAAAAGGUGGACAUAAAAAAUUAAAUACUCUACAGUUUAGCAUUUCCUGUUUUUCAGGUAAGCCUUUAAAUAUUUAGGAACAUUUGUUGUAUAACAGCUUUAGAGAAAAUGGUCAAUGUUAAAUGUGACACAAUUUGUUUCUGCUUUAAUAAAUAUUAUGUUUAAUUGUGAACUAUCUUGAAAUAUCUAUUUUUAGACCAUGAAAUAAGUCAUUUUGUUUACUGUGAAAAAAAUAAAGCUCUGCUUCUGACCCUCAAAAUGAAGGAUUUAUGUUAAAGGAAGACAGCAGAUUGUUAAUCACAGAUUACAAGAGGACUUGUCCACUCCUUCUCAUUUAAUAUAAUAGUAAUAAUGGAUACAUUCAAAAAAUCCAUUGAAGGCUUCCCUAACUAUUUACAUUUUGAGAACAAGAACUCCACUCAGUCAGCACUGACAAAGGUCACAGUGCACAUUAAUGCACCCGCGUAGCUCAACUGGUUUUGUUAGGGCGGUGCUUGGCAUUUAUGUUUUUAUAUUUUUGUGUGUGGUGAAUUGAAGUCCUGCCAAAACAGAUAGGGCAUGAAACCUACUUUAUCAUUGAUCUGAACUGGUGGCCAUGUUUACUGUUUGUACAAUUUAACAAAGCACAGGUUGUAUGCAUACACAAAUGCCCAAUAGUACUUCAUUAUCUACUAAGAUAUGUCUUUUAAUGUUUAGUGUUGAACAUUCUACUAAAAUGGCCUUGCACAUGUAAGUUGUAAAUGUAAAACAUUCUUUUGCUUUAUUUUGCACUGCCAAAAACAAGGAAUGCUACGAUUGUCUCAGAUUUUACUAAGCCGUGUUUCAGACUGCACUCCAGUGACAGCAGUAAUGCAAACCUGAUGAUGUUUAGUGACUGUACCUGCAGUAAAAGACGGAGAACCAUGAAAAUAUUUUCUUGUAAAAAUCAGUAUGUAAUGGAUUGUAUCUUUGUUUAAAGCAAUGUGAAAAUAAUAAUAAUAAUAAAAAUGAAAUCUU